Messenger RNA from Ixodes scapularis (black-legged tick), 404 nucleotides. RefSeq lists its product as uncharacterized. The coding region runs from base 1 to 327 and encodes 108 amino acids. Lineage: Eukaryota; Metazoa; Arthropoda; Arachnida; Ixodida; Ixodidae. The transcript is spliced from 3 exons. The record is from RefSeq and is a predicted model, not a curated record.
AUGAGAAUCUUUCUUUUUUUCGCUUGUAGCUCUUACGACGUUUUCGGACUUUCACAGCUGUCAUCAUACUGGAGCAACUUGUUCAGCUCAAUUGUGACCAUUUUGUUAGGACUCGCAAUCAGUGCGUGCACAGGUACUUCAAAAAGUUACAAACAUCGACUUCACAUGUCCAGUAAUAUGUUUGUGAAACUCUGGUGGAAGAUGAACCUCAUUCAGCGUGAUACCGACAUUACGAAUACUCCAUUUAUUGUGGAUCUGACGAAGCCAAAGACUUUCUCUCCGGAAGAAGAGAGCAUGCUGCAGCAAGUCAAAGAGACAAAUAUCUGAUUGGUCUGAUGGAACAUUUUGUUGCGCAAGGAGUUGAGGCUAUUUCUAAAAGUAAUUAUAAAUGUACGUGUGAAUGA